AUGCCGCCAAAAGUCCAGGAGAGUCCGGAAAUCGUUUUGACGCGAGCGCGCGCUAAACGAGACGACAUACUGAAUUCCAUUAAAGGCAUUCACGCCACUGCAUUAGAGGCACGCUCCGAUGUCAGUCGAGUACCGUCGUUAAUUAUUCAUGCCGAUGAUUUGAAUAGGCUCGUCGAACAAUUUCAAAGUCAGCGAGAUGUUAUUAUUAACGCGUUAAUUGACCUCAACCGUAUCGCCGAGUUCGAACAGGUUGAUCGUCCGUUGGUUACAUCAAUGGAAUCAAUACGUCUCGAAAUUAAAACUAUCGUCGCGAGUGCCGUUCACGUGAGUGCCGCUUCCGCAAAUAUUUCUGAAAUUAAAUCGUCGUGCACCGCUGCCGCGUCGCAACAUUUUAUCCCGCUACCAAAAAUCGAGUUACCGCACUUCGACGGUGAUUUACUAGAGUGGCGUUCUUAUCGCGAUAUAUUUGUGUCCCUCGUACACGAUAACACUCUCAUCGGCGACGCGCAACGUUUCCAUUUUUUAUUAGCUAGUCUAAAGGGAGAUGCGUUAGCCGUUGUGAAAUCAAUACCGCUGUCUGCGGAUAAUUACGCGCUCGCGUGGGAAGCAUUGUCCGAUCGUUUUGACAACAAGCGUCUUUUAGCUUCCGCGCAUUUAGACAAACUUUUCGCUUUCAAGCCAAUCGCACACGAGUCGUUACCAGCUCUGUCAUCAUUCGUAAAUACAUUUAAAAAAAAUGUGUCUUUAAUUAAGUCCCUCGGGGUCAAUGACCUCGCCAGUUUUCUGCUGUUUCACAUGGGAGCUCGGAUUCUGGACCCAGCUACGAUGCAGUUAUUCGAAUCAAGUACGUCUCCAUCGAAUAUUCCGACGUUUGACGAGUUAUUACAAUUUGUACAACAACGGUGCCGAGUAUUAGAAAAUAUUAAGAAGCCUAGUAAACCUGACAUUAUUGUAAAACCGCACGAAAAGUAUAAUGCGCGUAAUAAAGUCGUACCGAAAAAAUCAGUUUUUGCCGCCACCACGUCUACAUCGGUCAAGUCAAAAUCGCGAGGUUGUUUGUUAUGCGAUAAGGUUGACCACCGUGUUUACCAGUGUCCAAAGUUCAACGAUAUGACCGUCGAGAAGCGCCGCGAAUUUGUAGCGGCACGAAGAUUAUGUUUUUCAUGUAUGAGUUCGUCUCAUAUGCUCAACGCGUGUUCAUCAACAGGGGGCUGUCGCUCCUGCAGCAGUAAGCGUCAUAAUUUCUUGCUACAUCUUGAUAACGAUCAGUCAUCGGCCGCGAGCAAAGCUAUUCCGAGUACCAGUUCAGGUCCCUCCGCCGACAAGCCCAGCUCAUUUUCGGGUGCAGCGUGCACCAACUCCACGGUUGUCCUCGGUACGGCCAUAGUACACAUCAAGGACGCCUGGGACCAAACACAUUCAGUUCGAGUGCUACUCGACAGUUGUUCUCAAAUUUCGGCCAUGACAAGUGAUUGCUUCGCUCGGUUAGGCCUGUCUAAACGUCGUUUUAAAACCGAUAUCGUCGGUCUCGCUCAAAGUCCCGUGAAUCACGUACAAGGCGUAACCAGUUGUCAAUUUUCGUCGCAUUUUGAACCUCAUUUGUUCCCGUCAGUCGAUUUAGUAAUUCUUACGCAAAUCACCACCGCCAUGCCAUCUACGCGGUUACCAGCGAGCGUACGUUCUAAGUACCAACACCUCUGUCUCGCCGACAACAAUUUCGAUAUCCCGUCGCGCGUCGACGUCCUAUUCGGCGCCGACAUAUUACCAAGUCUUGUUCGCGCACAUGCCGGCGUCGAGCAUCAUCCCGGCCUUCCAUCGGCCUUGGACACUCAACUCGGUUGGAUAGUUUUUGGAUCAUUCACUACACCGAACUCGUCAUCCUUAUCCGCGUUGACCACUGCCGUAAGUCCGCCGUCGAUUGGGGAUUUAUUACAGAAGUUUUGGCUGGUUGAAGAACCCGCCGUACCAUCGUCGCCCACCACAGAGGACCAAUGGUGUGAAGAAUAUUUCAAGACGUCUACUUCACGUGAUACGACAGGUCGAUUUUGUGUCGCCCUACCAUUUCGACAUUUAUUCACCGACUCAGAUCAACAUCAAGAUGCCACGCCGCGUCACGGUCUCGGUGACUCGCGCUCCAUAGCGCUAAAACGAUUUUAUAAUUUAGAAAAACGGUUGACCAAGGAUUCCGUUUUAUACGCGGCCUACCGAAAGUUUAUGUCAACGUAUCAAUCGUUAGGACACAUGGUACCAGCUCCGGCACCGGGCACAUAUUUUAUUUCGCAUCACGCCGUACUCAAGGCCGACGGUGACGUGUCCAAAAUACGCGUCGUGUUCGACGCCUCGUCCGCUUCGUCGUCCGGUCGCUCUCUCAACGACGUCUUGUGCACCGGACCGAAACUACAAGUUGACUUACGCGACAUACUACUUCGUUGCCGCAUGCAUAGGUAUAUUUUAUCCGCCGACAUCGUCAAAAAGUAUCGACAAAUUUUAAUUCGUCCGGAAGAUCGGACAUUUCAACACAUAUUUUGGCGCGAUUCACCCAACGACGAACUCGUCGAGUUUCAACUAUGCACUGUCACGUACGGUCUCAACUGCGCGCCGUAUCUUGCCGUACGCUGUCUUCACGAGCUCGAUCGCCAAGAAGGUCACCGCUUUCCAUUAGCGAAGGACGUACUUACUCGGGCCCCCUACGUCGACGAGAAGGGUGUCAUACGAGUCGGAGGCCGUCUGCACUUCUCCAGUGCCGGUCAUGACGCGAAGCACCCGAUGUUACUGCCGCGAUCCUCGCACCUCACCGAAUUGAUCAUCCGCCAUUACCAUUUGUCAUUAUUGCACGGCGGAUCAAGGCUGAUACUAUCAAUGUUGAACCAAAAAUAUUGGAUAUUGUCAGGUCGCGCGGCAGUUCGACGUGCCAUCUUUUCGUGCGUUCCGUGCACACGACAUAAGGCUGUCCGCCCUCAACCAUUGAUGGCUGACCUACCAUCCUACCGAGUUCAACCUCACCGUCCGUUCUCACACGUCGGUAUGGACUACGGAGGGCCGUUUCUCGUUAAGGAACACCGUCGUCGAAAUGCACAUUCGGUCAAGGUCUACCUCGCCUUAUUUAUUUGUAUGUCCGUCAAGGCGGUCCACCUCGAAAUCGUGUCCGAUCUCAGCACUGACGCCUUCCUCGCGGCUUUAGACCGGUUCGUCGUCCGCCGUGGGAUCCCGUCCAACCUCUACUCGGACUGUGGCACAAAUUACGUCGGCGGCGCCCGCCAAUUAAAAUCGUUAUUUCGCGACGCCAAGGCCCAAGACCGUCUCUCGUCGCACCUCAACUGCACCUGA
Messenger RNA from Acyrthosiphon pisum (pea aphid), 3327 nucleotides. RefSeq lists its product as uncharacterized. Gene Ontology annotation, biological process: DNA integration. Bases 1 to 3327 code for a protein of 1108 amino acids. Gene Ontology annotation, molecular function: nucleic acid binding. The record is from RefSeq and is a predicted model, not a curated record. The transcript has a single exon. Lineage: Eukaryota; Metazoa; Arthropoda; Insecta; Hemiptera; Aphididae.